This is a messenger RNA of Hyla sarda, 750 nucleotides long. It is a transcript of the gene EMD, whose product is annotated as emerin. NCBI's taxonomy places the organism in Eukaryota, Metazoa, Chordata, Amphibia, Anura, Hylidae. The transcript is spliced from 7 exons. The coding region runs from base 160 to 684 and encodes 174 amino acids. Gene Ontology annotation, cellular component: nuclear envelope. The record is from RefSeq and is a predicted model, not a curated record.
CUCUGCGCUGCUAUUGGCUGAUCGCCACACCGCCGCGAGCCCUGGACACAGCGCCAGACAAGGGGGUGGGCGGGGCCCGGUGGCGGUUGAUCGCCUUUCCCGCCCAUUUUAAUCAGUUUACUUGUAUCUAUCGAGCGCCGUGUUUGUGGUACUUCCAACAUGGAAAAAUUAAAAAACAUGACUGAUGAAGAGCUUAUCACGACCUUGCGAAAAUAUAACAUCCGACAUGGACCUAUUGUUGGAACUACCCGCACACUAUAUGAAAAGAAGAUCAUUGAGUACGAACGUGAAAAAAAUAAAUAUCCAGUUUCUACACGUUCCUAUGAGAGUAGCCAGUACAGUAGAAGAGAAUAUAAAGAUGACGAUGAUGACAAUCACACAUACGAAGAAGAAUACACAAAGACUUACUAUCCAGCUUAUCAAAGGCCAAAAGAAGAUUUGCAAAACAGAAGUUACAGCAGUAAGGUGAAUACGUAUCAAAACAUAUCCCGGUCAAGCUAUUCUCAGGGUGUGGAACCGCGGAAGCCCAUCCGUCCAAAGCAGAAGGAAGAGACGCCGGUGAAGCGCUUCAUCCCGCUAUGGUUGCAACUUCUUUUGCUCCUCUUGAUUACUGGUUUUCUGGUGUAUGUGUACAUACUCCAGACAGAUGAAACCCCUUUCAAACUUGUUGGAGACAGCCUGUAACAUUGUAUGUAUGUCAUCUUGUUACAUUUCCACUAUUCUAAUACAAACUUAAGGAUUGAUCACUGA